UGUGGCGAGCUUCUCUGUGCGCUGUGGGUUGAUGGAUGUGUUUUGGUGCCUGCUGCUCCCCUUCCUCCUCCUCUUCCACCAAGCCACGUGCACCGACGACGGGAAAGAUGUGACGGGGGCGGUGGGCAGGUCCAUCACCUUCGACCUCCAGAGCCUAGAUGGAGGAGCUGCGGCCUGGAGCUUUCGCAACGAUGUCAUAGUGGCUGUGAUAUUCGGAAAUCCUCCUGAAGUCACUUUUUUUGAUGACAACUACAAGCCACGCUUGGCCUUCUCCAAGAAUGGCAGAGCGCUCACCAUCUCCCAGCUGAGGAUGGAGGAUGCGGGUACCUACACCGCAAAGACCUCGGGGGCAAAAACCACCUUCACCCUACACGUGUACGGGGAGCUGGCGGUGCCGACGGUGACCUGCGUGGUGCAGAACUGCUCGGCCGACGGCUGCCGCUACGCCCUGCGCUGCACCGCCUCCGCCCCCGGCUCCGGCAACAUCUCCUACGGCUGGAACGUGGGGGGCUCGCCAGGGAACGAGGGGCCCACGGUGCUGGUGAAGGUGUCACCCCGGGACGAGCUGCCGCUCACGUGCACGGCGCAAAACCCCGUCAGCAGCCGCAAUGUCACCGUCACCUCGCCCGCUGCCCUCUGCGCAGACACCUACUCCAGCAGGCAGACUGGAAUUGUGGCCGCACUGGUGACCGCAGCUGGAGUGAUUUUAGCAGCGGUUAUCUUCGUGAUCUACUGUAAAUCCAAAGGCUGGAGAAUCGUUUUGCCUGCAGCCAAGGCGAGGGACACAGAGCCCGGACCCGAGUACAUGACGGUGUACGCCCAAGUCGGCCCUUCCCAGCAGGUGCAGAGUUUCUCUAAUGCACAACAGUAUGACCCGAAGGAGAGGCCGAGCCCCGGUGUGGAAACCUCCAAAACCAUCUAUUUAACCGUCCAGGCUGUGGCCCAGACAGAUGACGAGAAGAUGGGCCGGGGCCUGCCAGGGUGCUGGGAGCAGGAUGAGAAAAGCCUCUACUCGUCGAUCAGCUAGUCAGAGCCCGCGGCGCAGCCCCGGCACGGCUCCGGUGGGCCCGUGAGCCCGCUCUGAGCGCGGUGCCCGUCUCUGCCCGGCCCCGACCCGUGGGGCUGCAGCAUCCCCCCCCUUCCCUCCCCAUCACUGCUGCCUCCGAUUCGCCUGUCGGCACCGGUCCCCGGCCACCAACGUGAGGAUGUAAGUGCCCUGUAGGCGCAGGCUCGUCUGGCACAGGAGUUCUGCCCGUGUUUUGGCACCCACGUGGGGCGGGGGGGUCCUUCUUCUGCCCUCUCUGACCAGACCAAGGGACAUGGACCAAAACGGGGGCUGCGUGUCCAGCCUUCCCCGUGCAAGGACAUGAGCUGAUGCUCUUGGGGUUCGCUCUGCAGCGCCUUGCAGUGUGGAUCCUCAGGGCGAGAGGACGGGAAGACUUAAGGAGCCUCCUAGAGCCUGUUUUAAUUUAAUUAUUAUUUUUCUUUUUUCUCUUUUGCUAUACACUUAAACUUGGCAAGUACUUUGGCUGCUUCGCUUGGUUGCUAAACUAAGAGAAAGCAAAAAUACCACUUGUGGUAGAAAGCGGAAUAUGGAAACACGUGUGUCUUCAUGCAGGCGUGCACACCCAGGCUGCUGCGAUUUCAGUGCUGGCUGCUUCCCAAGCUGUCGCAGCUCCUGGGCUGGCCGGGGACCUUGCAAACCUCACAGCACCCCAGCACCGUGCUCAGCAUCCCUUUAUGCCACCAGCAAGCUGCGUGCGGUCCCAUGAGACGCUGCAGGGCCGUGCUGGGGUCCAAGGGCAGGAGGUGGUCUGGGCUCGGGGGAAAACAGGACGAGGCAUGUGGCUGGUGUCAUUCUGUUCGGCUCUUUUGAUGUGCUUGUAUUUGAGGCUUUAUUCUAGGAUGAAAUAUUUGUAUGUGAAAUGUAUAUGUUGUGUGUUUCUGGAGUUAAGCGGCUUCCCAGCCCGGCUUUAGGGAGGAGAGCAGCUCCCUGAGCGCUGGGCGAUGCGGGGUUUCACCCUGAGCUGGGACUUACAGGGCUCUGGGUGCCCAGAGAGCCGGGCACGGGGCACCCCCCACCCUCCCUGCUCCCCAAACCUGCCCAGAGCCGGCAACUGAGCAAAACACUCACGUUGGCAUCAAUUUUCCGGUGCCGCCGGACAGACAGAUGCCACCCGCGCUGGGAAGCUUCUUCCUGCAUGUGCCACUUCCCUCUGCUCUUUGUCUUGUCUGUGCUGAUAGUAAAUUAUUCAGGGAUGAAACUGGAGAUUUCUUUGAAGUGCCUGGCACAGGAGAGCCCUCUAGG
Molecule: messenger RNA, 2308 nt
Organism: Tyto alba (common barn owl)
Lineage: Eukaryota; Metazoa; Chordata; Aves; Strigiformes; Tytonidae
Product: SLAM family member 5-like
Exons: 8
Coding region: 32-1027 (331 amino acids)
Biological process (GO): T cell activation
Cellular component (GO): external side of plasma membrane
Source: RefSeq, a predicted model, not a curated record